This is a messenger RNA of Leptinotarsa decemlineata (Colorado potato beetle), 987 nucleotides long. It is a transcript of the gene Ndg, whose product is annotated as Nidogen. Gene Ontology annotation, biological process: cell-matrix adhesion; canonical Wnt signaling pathway. Gene Ontology annotation, molecular function: Wnt receptor activity; Wnt-protein binding; calcium ion binding. The record is from RefSeq and is a predicted model, not a curated record. Lineage: Eukaryota; Metazoa; Arthropoda; Insecta; Coleoptera; Chrysomelidae. Gene Ontology annotation, cellular component: plasma membrane.
GUGAACAUAGAUGAGUACCAGGAAGAGUACACGAUGACAGCACCAGGAAUAAUACAGAUGACUGCACAAAGAGAAUUCAGAUAUUCUCUUCCAAACGGAGAAGAGUUUGUUCACUACUUUGCAAUCGAUCAGACUUUCGUUUUCGAUUACUGCAAAUUUGAUAAGAAAUCAAUUGGGGAAACGUGGAAGUUGAAAGUUGGGAAGAAUUUCAUCAGUUACGAGAGUAGAGAGCAAAUAAUUAGAUUCGGAUUGAGCAACAAAAUCACACCUUUAGGAGAUUUCGACCCAUGCGAAGAAGGUCGAUCCCAGUGUGUACCAAACAGCGCUUGCGUGGUGGAGAAUGAUUUCUUCCGUUGUAUCUGCAAUCCUGGAUAUCAAAAUAUUUACGACGGCAACCAAACACUCUGUUCAGAUAUUAACGAAUGCCAGACGGGACAGCACGAGUGCGAUUACAAUGCCCAGUGUAUCAACGUAGUUGGCAGUUACAUCUGCCAAUGUAAUCCUGGGUUUGAAGGGAACGGGCAUCUAUGCGAUAAUGCAAAGUCGUGUCAGAAUGUUACCUGCAAUGAAAACUCUGAAUGCGUGGAAAGCAAUGGUAUAGCCCGUUGUAAAUGUAUGGUCGGAUUCACAGGAAAUGGUCAAUAUUGUGAACCUUUGAUUGAACAAAGCUGUCAUUUAGGAAACAAUUGUUCUCCCUUUGGUUACUGCGAGAUAAACCGGGAAACCAAUAAUUAUUAUUGCUCAUGUUUACCGGGUUAUGCUGGUGAUGGCUACACGUGCUAUCAGCUCGAGACAACUACUAUUGAAAUUACAACUCAAGAAAAUUUUGGAGGUCAAAAGGUUGAGCAAAUUUGUUCAGUGGAGUCUUGCUGGUGUCCUGAUGGUUACAGAAUAGAAUAUGGAACGAACUAUUGUGUCCUGGGAGAAGAUGUAACCCAGUCAGGAGGCGUAUCUGAUACUACAUUACAAUUCAUUGAUGGUUAGUUC